AUGAUGUUUCGUCUUCCACCACCACCACCUCGUUUUACACUUCCACCACCACCAAUGUUUUUAUCAGAUGAUAUUAUUGAUAGAAAAAUUCUAUUUCAAUUAACAUGUUCGUCAAUUCGACAACAACAACAAUAUCGACAAAUUAAUAAUUCUCGCUUGAUUAUAAUCAGCUGUAUUAGUUUUCUUAUAUUUAUUCUCUUAUUUAUAAUAAUUCAAUUCUAUCGUCGACGAAAAUCUUUAUUUUAUAAUUAUAAAUCAAAACCAUCAACAAUAUCAAAUAAUGAAACAUUGAGUAAUAAUUGUUCAUAUGAAACAAUCUCAACUGAACAUACGGGUACUUGUAUUCAAUCGAUAGAUACAUCAGCAACAACUAUUUCAACUGAUCUACAUAAUUUUACAUGUCUUUACUAUCAACAAGAACGUGAUUAUUCAAAUGCUUCUUCAUCACCAUACUAUCAUACACUUGAAAUUCCUUUUUCGUAA
Rotaria sp. Silwood1 is the source of this 483-nucleotide messenger RNA. The record is from the annotation of a GenBank genome assembly. NCBI's taxonomy places the organism in Eukaryota, Metazoa, Rotifera, Eurotatoria, Philodinida, Philodinidae.